UCAAAACAUUGUGAAAUAUGAGGUCAUUUAAUCAAUUUAAAAAAACAAAAGAUUAACUGAAUAUCUAUUUUCUGCAGAUGUAAUACAUAGUAUUGAUGAGUAUUAAAAUUUAGGCGAACUGUUAUCAGAUGUAACAAUGGGUCCACCUUCCCCAACAAAUAUAGUGUUAUUGGCAUGUGGAUCUUUUAAUCCUCCUACUAAUAUGCACCUUAGAAUGUUUGAACUUGCCAGGGAUUAUCUUCAUCGUAUGGGACAAUAUGUAGUACUAGGGGGAGUAAUAUCUCCUGUUCAUGAUGGUUAUGGCAAAGAAGAUCUCAUACAUUCCAACCACAGACUUGAGAUGGUAAAAUUAUCCUUGCAAAAUCAUGAUUGGGUCAGUUAUUCUAAUUGGGAAUGUAACCAAGAGUCCUGGACUAGAACUAGAGAAGUUUUGCAAUAUCACCAAAAUCAUAUAAAUGCAGCAGUAAAUGAAAGCAUUAACAACCUGUAUGAUAUUAAUGAAAAUGAAUUAAGGUGGAUUCCAGAAACUAUUAGAAAUGGUGAUACUGGCCCUGUUAGAGUAAAAUUAUUAUGUGGUGCUGACCUUUUAGAAUCAUUUGGAACACCAGGUUUAUGGGCAAAUGAAGAUUUAGAAGAAAUUGUCGGAAGGCAUGGGCUUGUAGUUAUAACUAGAUCAAAUUCAAAUCCUGCAGAAUUCAUUUACAAUUCAGAUUUACUGACAAAAUAUAUGGCAAACAUCACAAUUGUAACAGAAUGGAUAACCAAUGAAAUUAGUUCAACUAAAGUAAGGAGGGCACUCAGAAGAAAUGAAUCAGUUAAAUACAUUUUGCCUGACAAAGUUGUAGAUUAUAUUCACAAAAAUGGUUUGUAUGGAUCACAAAAAACCCUGCCUCUUUAGUGCGACCUGCAUGUCUUUAGUUUCUUUCCAUAUAAGUAUCUGUGGUAUGCUUGUAAACUACAAGGUGAUAAUUCAAACUGUGUAUGCUACAAAUUAUGUUUUAGGCUUUUUAGAUAGAAAAAAAUACCAUCACAACUAAUGUUAAAAUGAUGACUUUUAUCGUAAGUGAUUAAAUAUUGUAAGUUAAUUUGUUGAUUUUUUAAAUUUCCUUAUUGUACUUAAACUUUUAUUAAACUGUUAUUUUAUUUGUUUUGUAAUAAAAGUGUCUGUUUAUUUUAA
Diabrotica balteata is the source of this 1177-nucleotide messenger RNA. The record is from the annotation of a GenBank genome assembly. Lineage: Eukaryota; Metazoa; Arthropoda; Insecta; Coleoptera; Chrysomelidae.